Molecule: messenger RNA, 2700 nt
Organism: Odocoileus virginianus texanus
Lineage: Eukaryota; Metazoa; Chordata; Mammalia; Artiodactyla; Cervidae
Source: RefSeq, a predicted model, not a curated record
GGGAACAAACUUCGGAAGGAGGAGAGACACGGGGUCCAGGGCACCCUCGAGGGCGGACCCGGGCAGUGAGGGCCUGUGGCCGGCCGGCCAGGUAUGCCGCCCAGGGGUUGGCUGAAAGCUGAGGCCUGGGGAGGAGGUCUAAGGCGGCGGGCCGGAGUCUCAUACCCGUGCCCCGGGUCUGUGCAGGGCAGCGGCGUGGCGGCGGGCGCGGCGCGGACCUGCGUGAGGAAGCCCUGAGCCCUCGGCGGGCUGCGAGCGACUCUCCGGGAUGCCUCACAACUCCAUUAGAUCCGGCCACGGAGGGCUGAACCAGCUGGGAGGGGCCUUUGUGAAUGGCAGACCCCUGCCUGAAGUGGUGCGUCAGCGCAUCGUGGACCUAGCCCACCAGGGCGUGAGGCCUUGCGACAUCUCCCGCCAGCUCCGUGUCAGCCAUGGCUGUGUCAGCAAGAUCCUUGGCAGGUACUACGAGACUGGCAGCAUCAGGCCUGGAGUGAUAGGGGGCUCAAAGCCUAAGGUGGCCACCCCCAAGGUGGUGGAGAAGAUCGGGGACUACAAGCGGCAGAACCCAACCAUGUUCGCCUGGGAGAUCCGAGACCGGCUCCUGGCUGAGGGUGUCUGUGACAACGACACUGUGCCCAGUGUCAGCUCCAUUAACAGAAUCAUCCGGACUAAAGUGCAGCAGCCAUUCAACCUUCCCAUGGACAGCUGCGUGGCCACCAAGUCCCUGAGCCCAGGACACACGCUGAUCCCCAGCUCAGCUGUGACGCCCCCAGAAUCUCCGCAGUCGGACUCUCUGGGUUCUACUUACUCCAUCAAUGGGCUCCUGGGGAUCGCCCAGCCUGGCAGCGACAGCAAGAGGAAGAUGGAUGACAGUGACCAGGACAGCUGCCGGCUGAGCAUUGACUCCCAGAGCAGCAGCAGCGGGCCCCGCAAACACCUCCGCACGGACACCUUCAGCCAGCACCACCUCGAGUCGCUCGAAUGCCCCUUUGAUCGGCAGCACUACCCGGAGGCCUACGCCUCCCCCAGCCACACCAAAGGCGAGCAGGGUCUUUACCCGCUGCCCUUGCUCAACAGCGCCCUGGACGACGGGAAGGCCACCCUGACCCCCUCCAAUACACCCUUGGGGCGCAACCUCUCGACUCAUCAGACCUACCCCGUGGUGGCAGAUCCUCAUUCACCCUUCGCCAUAAAGCAGGAAACCCCCGAGGUGUCCAGUUCUAGCUCCACCCCUUCCUCUUUAUCUAGCUCCGUCUUUUUGGAUCUGCAGCAAGUCGGCUCCGGGGUCCCAGCCGGUGCCUCGGUCCCGCCCUUCAAUGCCUUUCCCCAUGCUGCCUCCGUGUACGGGCAGUUCACGGGCCAGGCCCUCCUCUCAGGGCGAGAGAUGGUGGGCCCCACGCUGCCUGGAUACCCACCCCACAUCCCCACCAGUGGACAGGGCAGCUAUGCCUCUUCUGCCAUCGCAGGCAUGGUGGCAGGAAGCGAAUACUCUGGCAACGCCUACGGCCACACCCCCUACUCCUCCUACAGCGAGGCCUGGCGCUUCCCCAACUCCAGCUUACUGAGUUCCCCAUAUUAUUACAGUUCCACAUCAAGGCCGAGUGCACCGCCCACCACCGCCACGGCCUUUGACCAUCUGUAGUUGCCAUGGGGACAGUGGGAGCGACCGAGCCACGGGAGGACUCAGCCUGGGACAGGCCCCCGAGAGUCACACAAAGGAAUCUUUAUUUAUUACAUGAAAAAUAACCACAAAUCCAGCAUUGCGGCUCCCUCCCUGUGUGGUUGAUUCAGUGAACCAUGAGAGACAGGACGAUGGUGGAGGAGACGCCACCGGUCCUCCGGGACUCCUUAAUGAGGGACAAGAGUCCCAGGGGGACAGACUGUCCCAUUCCAAAGAGACAGAAUCGGAGGAGAAAUGUGGAGAAGAGGGCUGGAGAGGGAUGGCCCUUGGGGCCCACCACGGGCUCGGGGGCACACGGAGGCGCCUCUGUGGCUCCAUUGUUGACACGCUCUAGCGGCCAUGGGCUGUGAGCACGUCCGCCCAGCCCGCAGCCGCAGUGGGUGCGAAGGCUCACCCCCAUCACCACCCUGGGAGGCACUGCCUGCUCUACACAGCUUGCUUGGCUCUUCCUGCUCGUCCCUCCUGGUCACGGGCUCAACCCUGGGUCCAGCCAACCAGGAGCUCCACCCGGUGGUCAGGGUGGUCAGCCACCUGCCUUCCCCUUCCCUGCUGCUGUGAAUGUACCAGUUCCAUCCCAGGGGCUCCCCUGCUGCGGAGGAUCCACCCCUCUCCUUGGCAGCCAGACCAGCCCAUUACAGCUGGAGACAGACAUUCCAAAGCACCCCUCCCACCCCGCCCCGGGCUCCGGGGGGUGGGGUGCAGCCUUGCCCAGAGUAGAACCAGGCACGUAACUGGGGACCCCGCCUCCUGCUCCCAACAGCCCUGCCAAACCCACAGCUACCGAGAGACCCUGACACAACACCCCCACAUUUCCCUCUCUGGGCCCCACAGCUCCCGCUCCCCCCCACCCCCACCAGGCCUGACUGUAAAUACUGUAAAUGAGCCUCAGCUUAAGCAAACUACCCCUUUCCUCUCAGUGUCGUUUCCCUGCCAUGUCCGGCUUCUCUCCUUGAUGCUUCUUUCUUUUUUAAAAAGACAACCCACCAUUGCCAUAUGACUCAAUAAACCAUUGCUCUUGG